Lontra canadensis (Northern American river otter) is the source of this 2124-nucleotide messenger RNA. It is a transcript of the gene FBXW2, whose product is annotated as F-box and WD repeat domain containing 2. Bases 376 to 1740 code for a protein of 454 amino acids. The transcript has 6 exons. NCBI's taxonomy places the organism in Eukaryota, Metazoa, Chordata, Mammalia, Carnivora, Mustelidae. Gene Ontology annotation, molecular function: protein binding. The record is from RefSeq and is a predicted model, not a curated record.
GGGAGAAGUAUAUUACAUAGAAUAAGCUAUUUUAUAAUGAACACUUUGUAAAUCUUUUACUGUGAAGAUGCAUGUAGCAUGUGCUAGACUUCAAAAGGAGCAAGUCACACCUACAUAAGUCUCACUGACUUGGGUUUCAGAGAUCAUGAUUUAUUAAAGUAUGUUUUCUCAGUAUGUAUUUUCCUCUGCGUGCAUGGAAGAUUUUCAGAUGGAAUAUAUUUACUGUAAAAUUGUAAUGUGGUAACUAAGCAUAAAGUUGUAAUGCCAAGUUUUUUACACUAAUUUUCAUUUGUUAGCAGUCUUGCUUGAACAGUCUUUUUGAGCAGAACUAAUACAAUAUUUUGAUGUGCCACAGGUAAAUUUUUCCAUAACCUUAUGGAGAGAAAGGACUUUGAGACAUGGCUUGAUAACAUUUCUGUUACAUUUCUUUCUCUGACGGACUUGCAGAAAAAUGAAACUCUGGAUCACCUGAUUAGUCUGAGUGGGGCAGUCCAGCUCAGGCAUCUCUCCAAUAACCUGGAGACUCUCCUCAAGCGGGACUUCCUCAAACUCCUUCCCCUGGAGCUCAGUUUUUAUUUGUUAAAAUGGCUUGAUCCUCAGACUUUACUCACAUGCUGCCUCGUCUCUAAACAGUGGAAUAAGGUGAUAAGUGCCUGUACAGAGGUGUGGCAGACUGCGUGUAAAAAUUUGGGCUGGCAGAUAGAUGAUUCUGUUCAGGACGCUUUGCACUGGAAGAAGGUUUAUUUGAAGGCUAUUUUGAGAAUGAAGCAACUGGAGGACCAUGAAGCCUUUGAGACCUCAUCAUUAAUUGGACACAGUGCCAGAGUGUAUGCACUUUACUAUAAAGAUGGACUUCUCUGUACAGGGUCAGAUGACUUAUCUGCAAAACUGUGGGAUGUGAGCACAGGACAGUGUGUUUAUGGCAUCCAGACCCACACUUGUGCAGCAGUGAAAUUUGAUGAGCAGAAGCUUGUGACAGGCUCCUUUGACAACACUGUGGCCUGCUGGGAAUGGAGUUCCGGAGCCAGGACCCAGCACUUCCGGGGGCACACAGGGGCGGUGUUUAGCGUUGACUACAAUGAUGAACUGGAUAUCUUGGUGAGUGGCUCUGCAGACUUCACUGUGAAAGUAUGGGCUCUAUCUGCUGGGACAUGCCUGAAUACACUCACUGGGCACACGGAAUGGGUCACCAAGGUGGUUUUGCAAAAGUGUAAAGUCAAGUCUCUUUUGCACAGCCCUGGAGACUACAUACUCUUAAGUGCGGACAAAUAUGAGAUCAAGAUUUGGCCAAUUGGGAGAGAAAUCAACUGCAAGUGCUUGAAGACAUUGUCUGUCUCCGAGGAUAGAAGUAUCUGUCUGCAGCCAAGACUUCAUUUCGAUGGCAAAUACAUUGUCUGUAGUUCGGCACUGGGUCUCUACCAGUGGGACUUCGCCAGUUAUGAUAUUCUCAGGGUCAUCAAGACUCCUGAGAUAGCAAACUUGGCCUUACUUGGCUUUGGAGAUAUCUUUGCCCUGCUGUUUGACAACCGCUACCUGUACAUCAUGGACUUGCGGACAGAGAGCCUGAUUAGCCGCUGGCCCUUGCCAGAGUACCGGAAAUCAAAGAGAGGCUCGAGCUUCCUGGCAGGCGAAGCGUCCUGGCUCAAUGGAUUGGAUGGGCACAAUGACACGGGCUUGGUGUUUGCCACCAGCAUGCCUGACCACAGUAUUCACCUGGUGUUGUGGAAGGAGCACGGCUGACGCCACGAGCUGACCACCGCUGACUGACUUUGGGUGCCAGGGCUGCGGGUUUUCAGUGCAACCUUUCUGGCAGCCGACUGCAUGAACCAAAGUUCUCACCUAACGGUAUCAUCGCGCAGUGCACAAUCAUUUAUCUGUGUUUGCCAGGGGGCCAGGGCUCGGGGCGGGGGAGGGCUUGUUUUCUUGACACACAGCACAGCAUGCUAAUGACUUCAUUUGUACUUAGUUACGUUGGUCAGUAUAAGAGGAUGCAUUUGGGAUUCAUCUUUCUUGAAUAUUCGUUUUUAGUAAAGAAGGUUAAAUGGUUCAUUAAUCUGCUAAUUGGUUGCCUAUAAAAACACAGUCUAUUAAAGCUUCUUAUUAUCGCCUUUUUUUCCUUUUGAA